AUGCAGAACCUACUUUGGUUCUGCAUCACAUGCAGACUUCUUGAAACGGGCUCAUGGAUACAUAUAGGAGAAAAUAUGGAGAGCCUCAUUGAUGCACGAUGCCUGAAGGGACCGGAAAAGAGAGACCGUUUGCAUUUGAAUGCACCCGGCGUUUCGUUGGUAGUGAAGAUCGCUUCUGACGUUCCUUGCCCACGCAAGCAGCACACAGUUACCUUUUCAAUCAAAGCAGCUACGUUUGCUGCGAGAGUCCUUCGCCUCCGCGAUGGCUGUGACACUGCAUGUGCGGGCGACACGGUCUUCUGCCUCCCAAAACUCUGUGCACCGGCAAGCUUCGGAGGAUUCGUCGCUUCGCAUGAGAGAGCCGAUACGUUAAGAACACCGGAAGAUUUUAGUUCUCUCUGGUUCUUGCAGUAUGGAUACAAGCUUCCUCCAGAGGCAACCAAAACAAUCGUGAAGGUGUCCUUCGGCUACUUAACACUUCAUUAUCCAGUUGGAUGUUGUUGGCGUUCGAAGCUUAUCGAGCUGCCUCAUAUUACCAGCGACAUCCGGCGGAUCAUUGCAACGAAAGUUUUCAAGUCAUGUUCUGACCUGCGAGUAAUUGGAGAUGCAUCAAUCAGGCUACUUUCCAUGCGCCAGUCGCUUCAAGUAUCUGCGGCGUGUCUGGAGCAUGCGAGAAAUUUACUCCGAACCAUAGAACCGAACCCAGACUCAGAUGUGUCAAGGGCACGGGACACACCAUGGGAACGAGAAGGCGAAGCAUGUUAUCUGGAAAAUCAAAGUGAAACAGACGCUUUCGAGAAGCUUAAUAUGAAGCUGGAACAUCGCCGACAGGCCCCCGUCGUUCUUCCAGUGCGGCCUCCGCACCACUGUCUUAUUGAACGGGAGCGACCAUGCUACAGUGUUCCUUUGCUUCCUAUUACCGAACAACUGGAGAGUUUCAACAUUUUGGAGGGCGAUCAUGUUCUGUCGAAUGGCAGUGCCUUCACCAAAGACGAUUCCGUAGCUGAUUCAAUCGCAAAACGGAGUCGGAGGAUUCUGCCCCCCCUUGGAACAUAUGGCGUUGGAAACCGUACAAACUACCUUCCAAUCGACCGCGCUCAAAACCCACUGCGACGAACGACGGCCAGGACAACCGACGCCACUGGGACCAAUGACAUGAAAUCUACUAGCGAUGCAGCUCGCAAGUUUCCACCCGGGCCGACAGCUCACUAUACCCAGGAGCGCCUUGCUGUUGACGAAACAUCUUCACGCCGCAAGAUUCCGAAGGGUGCCAAAGGGGUGCAGUGUGCCCAACUAAACGCCUCCGUGAACAGGACAAAGACACCUGAUGUUUCUCGCCAGUCCUCCACGCCCAGUUUAUAA
Molecule: messenger RNA, 1362 nt
Organism: Toxoplasma gondii ME49
Lineage: Eukaryota; Apicomplexa; Conoidasida; Eucoccidiorida; Sarcocystidae
Exons: 7
Coding region: 1-1362 (453 amino acids)
Source: RefSeq, a predicted model, not a curated record